CAGGCCUGGGACUUACAUACUUAGACGACCUCUGUUGAAUCAUGACCUACUGUCCUACCACGAGCGGUUCCUCUCCUUCAGGGACGACUUUACUGCGCUGUGCGUCGCUCGACAUCGACGGGCGUCACAAAUGUUUGGUCUCGCCGACGCACUGUAUUCCUUCUAUUAUUAUAACUGGUUCUUCGACCUACAGUUUGUAGGUGACAUCGAGAGUUUAGAUGAGGAGUGGCAGAGGGAGGACAGAAGCAACGCCAUGGUCUCCGUGGACACUGACUGCGUGCAGCUGUUGGCGAACGCCCUCGACCACCCCACGUGUCCGCUGGAAGACCUGCCACCGGAAACCAAAAACCUGCGCGAGCGGUGCCGCGUGCAGCUGUGGGACGACGUGGUGCAGAGGUCGCCCCACAUACCCGUCACCAGCUACCUGGCCUACACGCAGAGGGCAAACGUCAACCUCUGCCUGGUGGCCUGGAUGACAGCCAACUCGUUCGGCGAGGACACGAGGCAACUCGGACCGCCGAGUCGCUCGCAGCUGGUCGCCCCGCCUGCGCAGCCGCAGCAGCCUGACAGCCCGGGGAGUGGUGGGGCGGGCAGCUGGCGGCGGCGGCGGCGGCUGCGAGUGCGGAGGGCCUGA
Messenger RNA from Schistocerca americana (American grasshopper), 634 nucleotides. RefSeq lists its product as uncharacterized. NCBI's taxonomy places the organism in Eukaryota, Metazoa, Arthropoda, Insecta, Orthoptera, Acrididae. The transcript has 4 exons. The record is from RefSeq and is a predicted model, not a curated record. Bases 131 to 634 code for a protein of 167 amino acids.